AUGGGACGCCGAUCGAUAAACACCACCAAGAGUGGUAAAUACAUGAACCCGACGGACCAAGCCCGCAAGGAAGCUCGCAAGAAGGAGCUGAAAAAGAACAAAAAGCAGCGUCAAAUGGUCCGGGCAGCGGUUCUGAAAGGAAAGGAUCCCGCCCAGCUAAUCGAAGAGAUGGAAAAGAUCGACGAGAUGGAGUUCAACGUGUACCAGCCGUCGCCCUUGAACGAGAAGGUGCUAAAGGAGAAACGCAAAAAGCUGAAGGAAACGCUCGACCGUGUGAUGCGGCUCUACCAGGCGGAUGAUCCGGAGCUGUGGGCGGACUUGAAGCGCAAAGAGGUGGACUACGAGAAGCGUCGCAACAAGCGCAUACAGUACUACGAAAGCGUGCGGCACGCGGAACAAGUACAGGUAGAUGACAUCCCAUUGCCGUCGGCUACCGAAACACCGACGCCACUAUCCAUCCCCCGGAUACCGAUGCCACCGAGUAUGAUGGCUCCCAGCAUUGCACCACCAUUGCGCAGCAUUCCUCCACCAAUGCCGCUGCUGAAAAAGCCAGUUCAAAAUCCCGUGGAACCAACGGAACCCGUAGACGAUGACGAUGGAAUCCCGGGAUGCCCACCCGGGCCACCACCGGACCUGUUCGAUAUGCCCGAGCUGGAUUUCGAUUUGGAGAACUUCCGCGCGGAAACCCAGAAGAACGUAAAGUUCUACGAUGACGGUGAUUCGAAGGAAAAUACGGAGGAUUCGGAUGGCGGCGAGAAGCAGGUGAAACAACCUAACACCGUGCAGCAAAAGAUGCUCGCCCUAUCGGGGCAGAACAUCGACGACUUCAUGAAGGAGAUGGAAAACGUACAGAAGAAGAAGGAACACGAUGCGACGUCGCUCGCUUCCAUCCCGACACCGUCAGUUCCCCCGUUACCAAAUCCAGCACCGGCGCCGGACGCUGCCAUGCCCAAGUUUAUGCCGAUGCCAUCGUCCAUCCCGAUACCGACUCCACCGGCACCGAUGCAGCCACUAAUGAUGAGGCCACCGCCUCUGCGACCACCGGGAAUGGGGGGCAUGCCAGCUGGUCUUCGGAUGCCGGGUCGACCUGGCAUACCGGGAGGUCCUCCUCCGGUCAUGCCGCCACGAAUGGGCAUCCGUAUGCCUCCGGGACCACCAGCGGGACCUCCGCCGAAGCACAUCCAGCAGCAGCGUAACAUGCAACUACACCAGCAGGCCCAACAACAGCAGAUGCUGCUCCAGAAAGACCCCAAAAGCGCCACCAUCUCGGCAAAGCCACAAAUUCGCAAUCUCAGUGCCGACGUCACGCGGUUCGUGCCGAGCGCACUGCGAGCGAAGAAGGAUGAGGUGCGGAAAGCGAAACCACCGGCGAGACCUGUGCAUGACCACCAUCACGAUCCGCGUGUGGUGGCCACAGAUCCGGCGAAACCGACGAAGGACGACGCGUACCUACAGUUCAUGCGCGAGAUGGAGGAUUUACUGUAGUGUGG
Anopheles nili is the source of this 1490-nucleotide messenger RNA. Its product is annotated as WW domain-binding protein 11. The record is from RefSeq and is a predicted model, not a curated record. Bases 1 to 1485 code for a protein of 494 amino acids. Gene Ontology annotation, cellular component: spliceosomal complex. The transcript has a single exon. Lineage: Eukaryota; Metazoa; Arthropoda; Insecta; Diptera; Culicidae. Gene Ontology annotation, biological process: mRNA cis splicing, via spliceosome.